UCUCUCUUACUCUCUCGGACCACGUCCACAGGAGGCAGACAAUCCUACCAGAGGACAGGCAGCCCAAAUAUGAAGAUUGAGUGACCUCCAGCUGAGCAUUUGUCCCAGCCACCUGAUGAUUUUAGCAUAUUUUUCUGUGUUUUCUCCUGCGCUCUGGCUGUGAAGGACUCGCCUUUGCGCACAAAAGCAGCCCGGUGCGCACAAAGUGUCCAUGCGGAGACGAUAAAAAAAACUUUUCUGCCACGUUUUUAAAGCAGAAAGGAAUAGGAUCGACUUUUUUUGCUGUCAGGGCGGCUGGACUUGUGUAGAAAGUACAUUUUCAGAAGUUUUUGUCCCGGGGCAGUUUGCAGACAGAAUAAUGCUGCCCCAGCUCCUCACCGUGGCCUGUGGUCUCAGCUGCUUUGGUUUCACCUCCGUCACUGCAAACCUAUUAAAAGCAGAGGGCUGGCUGCAGCAGUAUGGAUACCUGCCUCCUGGGGAUGUCAAAGCCCAGGCCCUCCGCUCACCAAAGUCCAUCGUAACAGCGAUAUCAGCCAUGCAGAGGUUUUACGGAUUGACUGUCACUGGAUCCGUAGACUCCAACACGUUAGAGGCGAUGAGCCGGCCGCGGUGUGGCGUCUCAGACAAGUUCGGCCCGGAGCUGAAAACCAGUCUGAGGAGGAAGAGAUACGCUGUGCAGGGUCAGAAGUGGGAGAAGUCUGAGGUCACCUUCAGCAUAGAGAACUACACCCCUAAGAUCGGAGAACACGCCACGUAUGAAGCCAUCCGAAGAGCCUUCAAAGUCUGGGAGAGUGCGAUCCCGCUCACCUUCAGAGAGAUCCCCUUCAGCCACAUCAGAGGCAAGGUGGACAAGUACGCAGACAUCAUGCUCUCCUUCUCAGAGGGUUUCCAUGGCGACAGCACGCCUUUCGAUGGCGAAGGCGGCUUCCUGGCUCACGCUUACUUCCCCGGGAACAGCAUGGGGGGAGACACGCACUUUGACCUCGCUGAGCCCUGGACCACCGGGGACACAGACCAGGGGGGUAAUGAUGUUUUCCUGGUGGCCGUCCAUGAGCUGGGUCACGCUCUGGGUCUGGAGCACUCCAACGACCCCGCUGCCAUCAUGGCCCCCUUCUACCAGUGGUUUGAAACGGAAAACUUCCAGCUCCCAGAUGACGACCGCAGAGGCGUCCAGGCAAUCUACGGAAGCAAAUCUGGUGGUCCCCCUCCUCCCCCUCCGCCUCCUCGGCCCACAAAGUCGUACGUGCCCGAUAAGGGCCCAGAUGUGUGUGAGGGACACUUUGACACCAUCGCUAUCCUCAGAGGGGAGAAGUUUGUAUUUAAGGACAAGUGGUUCUGGCGUGUGCGCAACAACAAGGUGUUGGCAGGUUAUCCGAUGGCCAUCAGUCACUUCUGGAAGGGCCUGCCUUCAAACAUCCACGCCGCCUAUGAGAGGGAUGAUGGGAAAUUUAUCUUCUUCAAGGGCGACAGGUACUGGGUUUUCAGUGAGUCCACCAUGGAUAAGGAUUCCCCCAAGAGCCUGAAAGAUAUGGGCACUGGUCUACCUAAAGAUAAAAUCGAUGCUGCUCUGUACUACACACCCACAGGCCAGACGUACUUCUUCAGAGGCAAUAAGUACUACCGUUUCAACGAGAAGACUCGCACCGUGGACAGCGGUUAUCCAAAGCCCGUCAGCAUGUGGAGCGGUGCGCCGGAAAACAUUAAAGCUGCCAUCAUGAGCGAAGACGGAUCUUACACUUACUUCUACAAAGCCAACAAGUACUGGAAGUUCAACAACCAGUACAUGAAGGUGGAGUCCGGCUACCCCAAGUCUGUGCUCAGAGACUGGAUGGGCUGCGAGAGCGAGGACCCCAAGAGAGGUCGGGAAGGGGAUGUGAUCAUCAUCGAGGACGUGUCGCAGGGCGGCGCCGGGCCGGCAGCCGUGGUGAUCCCGCUGCUCCUCCUGGUGCUGGUCGUGGUCACUCUGGGAGUGCUUCUGGUCUUCAGGAAGUACGGCACGCCUCGACGCCUCCUCUACUGCCAGAGAUCUCUGCUGGACAAGGUGUAGAGGAAGUGAAAAGACAGACUGCCACAAAGGGACAGAAAGAGAGGGGGAGAGAACUGGAGAAAAGACGGGAUAGGAGAGGGGCCAUGUGUUAAGUUUUGGGUGGUUUGUAUGUGCCACAAAAGAGAGGGAAAAAAGGCCCUAGAAACUGAAAUCAGGAAAAUGCGUAUUUGUAUGUUAACUAUUUACUGUUCAGAGAUCAUUACCCACAGUCUCACAUAGAGACACAGAGACUCAUCAAAGACUUCCCUCCAUCCUCUCCUCUCUCACAUCACAGGUAUAAAAAAAAAAAAAACAUCCCUCCUUCCUUCCUCUCCUUUAACUGGACGACUCCAGCUGAACUGCUGUCUGACUCAUUUACUCAGAAAUUCAUCAUCUCUGUCACAAGUUUGUGCUCAAAAACAUACAUUUGUGGUUGGGGGGUUUUUGGGGAAGCUUUACUCAGAAAUUCAUUCAUUACAACGUCACAUUUCCAAUGUUUUUGCUAAGUUUGGAUAUUUGGCUGAGCAGUAUUUCCUGUAUUUCUUAGGUUUCUUUUCUACCACUAAUUAGGGCUGGGUAUCAAACCUCAGAUUUCUGCCUAAACAUUUGUUUUACUGCACGUAGUAUUAAAAGUUCCAGAUUUAAAGACUAUUAUUUCCUUUACCGUCGCUUGGGUUAAGAAAACAAAAUUUAAGAAAAUAAGCUAAUUUUUCUCACACCUAAGGUACUGACGUUUUCAAAAACAACACCUUUUAAAAAGAUACUCAGCCCUACUACUAAAGGAAUAAUCUCCCAUUUAAACGCAAAAAGUUGACCACGUUUCAGGUUGGAUGUAGCUCAGUAUAUAGCAUGUACUUUAUGCACAGUGUUAGUGUUGAUUGAUGCAGAUUUUGAACAUGCACAGAUAGGAUUUACGAUUUGUUUAUCCGGGAUAAUGUCCGCGAAAGUCCGACUUAACAUGCUGGAGGCGAUUUCCCCUUGAGGUGCAGAUUGAAAAGAUUGAUGGUACAACUAAAAACCUUUAUUACGUGCUUUAAUCUCAACUUGAUUCAGUGCAAGCAGUCAGACGGGGAGAAAUAUUUUCUAAUAAAACGUGAUGUUUUAACUCACGAAUGACAGUUUUUCUAACAUUCCAGUACAUUUGUUUUAGGUACACUUCCCAACAAUAUGGUGCAAUUUUUUUAAUUAUUAUCGUUGUUAUGGGAAAUUGUUGUUAUUAUAAGUAUGGUUAUUGUUAUUAUUGUUCUCCUGGUAAAGUUAUGAUGAUUUUUUCUUGUCUUUUAUACAUUGUCAUUUGGAGUCCUGCUGGACAGAGGCGUAACGUGACAAUGGUGGAAAUCUUUCCCAGUUUACACUCAGCAUGUGAUGAAUUAAAAUCCAAUCGGGGGGGAAUGUGACUUCAAGGUGUUUCCUUUUACUCCGAAACACCUGAAAUUACAGAGAUGUUGGCACACAAUAACAAGCAAUGCUAUUUAUGUACUUUGACAGUGCUCAAUGUUUUUUUUUCUUUUUUUACACAAAUCAAAAUUGAAGGUGAUUUAAUUUAGUUCAUAACAAUGAUAAUGGUAAUGAUAUUUAUAAUGAUAAUCAUAUCAAUAAAGUUGAAUGAGAUUUUUU
Trematomus bernacchii (emerald rockcod) is the source of this 3643-nucleotide messenger RNA. It is a transcript of the gene mmp14a, whose product is annotated as matrix metallopeptidase 14a (membrane-inserted). Bases 359 to 2047 code for a protein of 562 amino acids. Gene Ontology annotation, molecular function: metalloendopeptidase activity; zinc ion binding. Lineage: Eukaryota; Metazoa; Chordata; Actinopteri; Perciformes; Nototheniidae. Gene Ontology annotation, cellular component: extracellular matrix. The record is from RefSeq and is a predicted model, not a curated record. Gene Ontology annotation, biological process: extracellular matrix organization; zymogen activation; skeletal system development. The transcript has 10 exons.